Dermacentor silvarum is the source of this 5248-nucleotide messenger RNA. RefSeq lists its product as uncharacterized. Lineage: Eukaryota; Metazoa; Arthropoda; Arachnida; Ixodida; Ixodidae. The record is from RefSeq and is a predicted model, not a curated record. Bases 152 to 5188 code for a protein of 1678 amino acids. The transcript has 12 exons.
UCGCCUAUUUCAGAUGUGUAGCGUCCGCACGAGAUGACAAGAAAUGAACUAAAUUGAGACAUGCGGUAGUUCUUUCCCGGGUCCGGAGCGAGGAUCUGCAAGAAGGCUGCUUCUGCUUCCUUUGAUCCGAGGCUGUGAGGGGAGGAAGACCAUGGCGCCUAUGCAUUGCCUCUUCGUCUUCGCCGCUCUGCUGUUGGCACCAACCGACGGCCUGCCAUCCCCCAAGACAAAGGGUGUCCCCAAGACCAAGUGCCAGCGCUACCACGCCCUCAAACGCUUCAGUGCUUGCGGAGCCGUGGUCGGCCAUGCAGUUCGCGAGAAGAGCCUCCUGGAAAACCCGAACCAAAACGCGACGUGCCAGAAAGCACAGGGAUUCGACAAGUGCUUUCAAGACUCAAUGCGCUUGACGCGGUGCGUGAGGAGCUCGGAGUUCAACUUUCACCUUCAGCAUAUCUCGUCCCUCGUCAACGAGAUGUACAAAGAAAGCUGCAGCCCAAGCGGGGAAACCAGUUCGAUGUUGACGGACAUGAGCACAGUGUGUGACAUCCGAGUGGCGGUUGUGCGGUUCCUCGAGUGCACAAGUUCUUUCUACCUGGGUGAGCCUCAAACUGUCGCGCCGCAAAACCAUAGCCAGGACGUGAGUGCGACAACUCGUGGCGUGCACUUCGGUAUCAUCUUCGAUGCGCCUGCUGUUGGUGGGACGCCGGAGAAAUACAACCGCCUACCAUCAAUUGAGUGCAGGCGAAGCGCGAAGUUUAGGAACUGUAUAGACAACAUUCAUCUUUAUUCGGAAUGCGGCAUUGGGACGGAAGUACACUCACAUCUCAAAUACUUGGCGAAUAUUGUGACCCGCAAGGUCGCUGGAAAGUGCAGCCAACAAACACAAAUACCUGACCUCGACUGCCAGUUACUGCCGUUUCUGAGGAAAUUUCUGCACUGCGGAGUAAACAGAUACGAGACAACGGGGGAUCGCGUCGAUCAUGAUAUCUGCACUCAAGUACUUUCCUACAAGGAAUGCGUCGCAGCUGCCGAACGUGUAACACACUGCAACAUGAGAAACCUCUCCCUGAGCUACCACCUUACUUAUCUCCACAAAGUCAUGACCCACGUGAACACCAGCUGCAAAGGCGUUAGAAACGUUGAAAGUUCUGUCUACAAAGAGACGUGCAAACGAACGACGCUGUUCAAUAACUACUUCUCCUGUGGAAUGGAGGUCCAGGCACGCCUUGAAGGACUGAAGAAAGGUGACAAGGAACGAUGCAGGAUUUCCCAAAAUUUCGAGAAAUGCUUCAUCAAUGCCAAAGAACAGUCAGGGUGCCUCCUGGCCGACGAGGCGACCAGCAUCAUGAGUGCCCUGCUGGACACGUGGAAAAAAGAGCAUGCAAAAGAGUGCUCAGAUUUUGACGUGGCACCUCCGCGAGGAGCGCAAGCCGAGUGCCUGACGGGCACUGCAGUGCGCAAGGUGUUCCUAUGUGGCCUUAGUUUUCAGACGGCCGUACGGGAAGUGAAGUUCUCGCCGCUGGAGAUGUCUCCAGAGGUGUGCCGGCGGCUGGAGGAGAUGAACGCCUGCAUCUCCGAAGUUAAAAGCCGCACGCAGUGCGCCAUGUCUGAAUUGCACGCUCACGUCGCUCCCUUGCUGCAGCCGUUCACCACUGACUACGCCAAGAGGUGCGAGAAGAUCGUGUGGUCAAACCUGUCCGCGCCGAUGAUGUCUCCUAAUUCGCCGGCGUGUCGACGGCUUCCAGCACUGAAGCGCAUAUUCCACUGUGGUUUGAGCUUCAGCAGAAUACUUGAAGAAAUGGAGCUGGUUCAUCAGAAGGCCGAAGUACUCUGUCCGCUAUUGAAGAAGUACGAAACGUGUGUUCCGGACUCGGCGAGCGAGCUCGGAUGCAAGGAUGACCCCGUAAUGAAAGGACACGUGAGAAGCUUCGGAAGGAUACUGCACAGGCAAUAUUACGAGGCUUGUCUCAGAAACCGAAGAGGUCCACCGGUACGCUUACAAAGUUUUCGAAGAGUGAGGGUAAGCAACGAAAAUGGCAGUCGUGAUAUACUUGGCAACGUGAACGUUCUGAAGCAAGAACUAAAGCGCAGUGGGAAUGUCUCUGCCGCUAUUAAACAACAAAUGUUAAGCCAAGUUAUGGAAGAUUACUAUGGUCCGGAUUACGAUGAGUACGUUGAAGAAGAAGACAAAGUACCAGACAGCCUUGAUGUCAAGCCUGCCUAUGAUUACGCUGAUCGCGAGGCAACUUCGAAAACAAAAAAACAGGAUGCACCGCAAAGGAGCGCACAAUUAUCAUCGGAAGGAAUUGCUCACAAUUCAUCAAUGACUAUGCAGAAACAAGACGGAAACACUGAACCGAGAAAAAACCAAGAGUUCUGGGCAGGUGUCGAGCGGGCACGGAAACUCAGGUCACAACACAGAUUUGAAUCGGGGUCCCCCGAGCUGGUCCAGGAUCUCUCCAGUAAACGAGUUAACCGAGAUUUUGCGCGACCCGGAACGUACUUCAUAGAUCAGUUGGGUAAUCCACCAGAUUAUAACAGUGAUAAUUAUGCCAGAAAAAAGCACGAAGCUGAGGAUUCCGAUAGCAACUUUGAAAGUGAACCACUGCCUGAAAAUUUCAGGAAUUCUCCAGUGAAGUUGCCAAUUUAUAAAUCAAUGCGGAACGUACCGCGCGCAGCAAGGCAAGGAGAGAGCGAUGUAGAAGGUUGGAGAGGGGGGCCUCCGUUGAGUCGAGAAGAAGAACUGGAAAUGUACGAGGACACGAGAGGAAUGGCGGAGCUACUGCAGAAACAGAGGGAAAGACACUACAGUCGGUACAAGGGCAGGGACAACCUCAGUCCUAAAUCCGACAUGCAGAGAGCAGGGAAAGAUCUCGCCCACAGGUACGCCGUCUCUGGCGAUGAAAUAUUCAGGGGUGGCUUCAACAAUGCCAAAGGUACAUUUAACAGAAGCCUAGCGUACUACGACUACAACGGAGGAACAGACACUAGGCGCUUCAGAGGCGACUACGGGAUGCGUCAUAUUGAGCGCUAUCCGUACAUCAGACAUUACGGACCUAAUGAAAGGGCUGGGAAAGGACAGCAAGAUGAAAGGCGACACAAGGCUCUGCGGUUCGACAGGCGGGUGAUCGGCUUGCAGCGCCGUGGAAAUGCAUACAAAAGCACCGACUACGAUCUCAGUGAGUACGAGAAACCGGCGCUCGGCCACUUACCACAUAUGGACGGCGAAGAAGAACUUGUGUCAAGAGACGUGGUGUCAUUCCCAGAAGACGACGCUCCUGUACUGCCCAACGACGAAUCUCUAAGUCAAGAUGUAAAGCAAAUGGGUUCCCGCAGAGCCAUUUCAGUCAGACGUCGCGAUAACAAAGCUUAUCCAGACGCUCCCAGGAACUUGCAGGUGGCCCUUGGUAUGGGAGACAUGAAUUAUGCCCCUGGUGGAACGUUCUCUUUAUCUGACAACGUGCCUGGCGCAAAGUUACCCAGGCACGAUGGUGCGGAUGCUCUGACCGAAGAGAAAGACCAAGCGUCUCAGAAUCAUCGACAAGGAGCACCGUUACGCUACUAUCCUCGGCGAUUAGCUUCAAAUAUGUUUCGUGCUAGGGCGGGCCUGCCUACUGAUCCUCGAUAUGCUGUUGGAAUUAUGCAAGAAGACUACGACCGAGGAGUAAGAAAUUAUAAUAAAGCUUCACUAAAGAUAAGUGACGGGCCUCCUGCUCCGGCGAAGGAAGAAAUGUCUCCCCGUCUGAAUGCCAUGAAGCGACUUAGCGCCCAUGAUCGAAUUUCGUCGCCAAACAACCCAAACUUUCAGUUACCAGGAGAGACUUCCGGAAACAUGCGGUCAUUUCAACGCCAACCUCCUUUUCAAAAACCUAACUACAAGGAAAUGGAGCCGCACGAAAUGGACUCGUAUCCAGAUGAACUUCGGCCCUUCCCGAGCCCACCGCAGCGUCAUUCUAACGACUCGAACUACGUUGGCCCCAAUAGCUUUCUUCCAGAGCCAGGCCUGCGGUCCCCUAAAGAAAAGGUUGUGCCCGACUUUCUUGGAGAGACAAAAGAGCGCGCUGCAUUACCAGAAGCGCGACCAAGGAAAGACGAGUCGUCACAUCGGAGGUCAGUAAACUCUCCGGGAAGCCGCAUGAAAGACGUGGAAGGUGAAAGAGACUUCAAUGACGGUCAAAAAGGUCACGACGAGGGCUUCGUGCAGCGAGGCGCUAAGGGACCGAAGCGAUUCUUCGAGAUUAAAAAGAGGAGGCGUGAGCCGAGAGUUGGGUUCCCAUACGUGAGGCACAUCGACGAAUCGCCUGGGCUACUGCUCGAUAAGAACGAGGAGGCGGCUGGCAGUGCUAUCGCGAAGCCGUCGCGCCAAAACACUAAUGUUCAGCUAAACAAAUAUGAGAUAGAACGAAAGAUGAAGAAGAAGCUCGUAAAGGACGACCUGGAGGAAAUUAUACGUAAGCACAAAGAAGAAAGCGACAGCAAGGCAGACAUGAUGCUUUUUCCGAAUGAGCAUCUCGUUCGCGACGAUAGAGUUGUGCGGGACUUUGAUGCUAAGGCUCUUGAAGAAAAUAAGGACUACUACGAACUAGACGCAAAGCUUGAGAGCGACAGUGGAGAUCGAUCUUCAAUGUGGAGCGCUGGAGGAGACGACGUUAAGGAAGAACUACUAAGAAAACACAUGGAAGGCACGGAAAAACGGCAGGACUCUUUACUUGGGGAAUUGAGCAAGCGGAACGCCUGGUAUACCGAUGACAUCUGGAGUGACAACAACGACCUUUUCGGUAUGGAGAGGCUGCUGUCGGACCAGCGUCGAGAUUUCGCAGACAAUGGUACAGAGGAAGAUGAAAUGUGGCAAUGCCAACUGCACAAUCUUCAAAAAAGAUCUGAUGCCUGUCAACGGGUAUUUGAGGAUGACUUCAAAGCCGUAGGCAACGGGACCGUGCGUCACUUCGAAGCUCAAUCCUUGACACCACAGAUCCGGAAGUCGGUGUGCUCGCAUGCACGUGAUUUUUCCCAGUGCAUCAAUCUCUUCGCACAGAAGUACCGCUGCGUUGACAGCCAGGAGUUGAUCAAGAAUUUGACCGAUGAUCACCUCAAGAAAGCUGGUGUCAUGUUCUGCGACUCCAACACUGUGCGCAUUUCCUUCGAGCUCGUGAUAGCAGCUGCCUUGUUGAACUUCCUCCGUAUAUGACAAAGAAGCGCAAGCGAUAUCAGUUUAGAGAUCAUCGGUGCGGUGUGCGGAGGAGAAAAA